Messenger RNA from Rubroshorea leprosula, 2837 nucleotides. The record is from the annotation of a GenBank genome assembly. NCBI's taxonomy places the organism in Eukaryota, Viridiplantae, Streptophyta, Magnoliopsida, Malvales, Dipterocarpaceae.
UAGUUGGGAAUGCUAGAAAAGAGAGGGCCGUUGUCGGAAGUCACAGGGAAGAUUUGCACACUAGUCAACGCUAGAAUCCGUGCAUUUUGACAUACUUAUUCUUGUAAACCUGCCACCACAAAGGUUCUAUUUGUUAUUUGUGAAAACUAGCAAAACAAUGGGCAUUCGAUUUUCAAAGUUUGUUAUCUUCAUCCUCUUACAGCUUUUCUUCUCUGGUUUCUCAUAUGGAACGGAUAUCAUCACCUCAUCCACCAAUCUUAGUGAUGGCAGAACCUUAGUUUCUAGUGAUGGAAGCUUUGAACUGGGGUUCUUUAGUUCUGGAAGCUCUAGCGAGGGUCGUUACUUGGGAAUUUGGUACAAGAAUAUCUCAGUUCAAAAUAUUGUUUGGGUUGCAAACAGGUGCAACCCGAUAAAUGAUUCGUCUGGUAUUCUGAUGAUAAACAACACAGGCAAUCUGGUACUCCUCAGUCAAAAUCGGAGUGUUGUUUGGGCAUCAAACUCAAAGAGAGAAGCUCAAAACGCAGUGGUGCAGCUCCUGGAUUCCGGUAAUCUUGUUUUACAAGAUAGAAUUGCUGGUAAAUCAGAAACAUUUUUGUGGCAAAGCUUUGACUAUCCCACUGAUUCUUGGCUGCCUGGGAUGAAAUUUGGAUGGGACUUAAGCACUGGUCUUAAUCGACGACUAUCGGCAUGGAAGUCCCCAGAUGAUCCAUGCCCUGGAGACUUAAGUUAUGGGAUGGAGGUAUUUAAUUAUCCUGAUCUUGUUAUGUGGAAAGGCUCAAAGAAGUAUUACCGGGGAGGCAAUUGGAAUGGCAUUGCGGCGAGCGGUUUGCCACGGAUGGUGCCAAAUCCCUUUUUUACAAUCAAUCUCAUCUCAAAUGAGAAAGAGGUUUAUUUAAUCUACUACCCCAAAACCAAAUCAGUAAUCACGAGGCUUUUUUUGAACCAAACUUCCAGUAGUGCCGAGCGCAUCAUAUGGAAUGAAGAAGGUAGAACUUGGAUAGUGUAUAGUCGCUUUCCAAGUGAUGACUGUGACAACUAUGGGACUUGUGGAACAUAUGGGACCUGCCUCAAUGUAGCAAUUCCGCCUUGUCAAUGUUUGAAAGGUUUCAAGCUAAAAUCACAGAGCUGGCAUUCAGUGGACUGGUCUCAGGGUUGUGUGCGCAAUAACCCAUUAAACUGUCAGAAAGGAGAUGGAUUUAAAAAAUUUGGUGCGUUGAAAGUGCCUGAUGCUGCACAUUCUUGGGUGAAUAAAAGUAUGGAUCUCAAUGAGUGCAGGGUUAAAUGCUUAGAGGAUUGUUCUUGUAUGGCCUAUACAACCUUGGAUAUUAAGGAAGACAGAGGCUGUGUAAUUUGGUUUGGUGACCUAAUUGAUCUUAAACAGAUCCAAUCUGCUGGACAGGAUUUAUAUAUUCGAAUGUCUGCUGCUGAUUCAGACCAUGAGGAGACAAAAGGCAAGACUAAAAUGAUGGCUACACUAAUUAUUGCAGCUGCCAUUCUUGUAGUUAUUAGUGUUUUUGUAAUCGCCUGUUACAUUUGCAGGAAGCGUCGUAACAUAGAAGAAAGAGAAAUUGGCCAGAGCAAUGGAAGGCAAAAUGAAGAUUUGGAACUUCCACUUUUUGAGUUUGUUGUAAUAUCCAAAGCAACUAAUGAUUUCUCUUCUGACAAAAAGCUAGGAGAAGGUGGCUUUGGGCCUGUAUACAAGGGUACUCUAUCAGAUGGAAGAGAAAUUGCUGUGAAGAGGCUUUCAAGAGUCUCUGGACAAGGAUUAGUUGAGUUCAAGAAUGAAGUAGCACUUAUAGCCAAACUUCAACAUCGGAAUGAUACUAGAAGGAAUCUAUUAGACUGGCCAAGGCGUUUUCACAUUAUUUGCGGAAUUGCUAGAGGGCUUCUUUAUCUACAUCAAGAUUCUAGAUUGAGAAUCAUCCAUAGGGAUAUUAAAGCUAGCAAUAUUUUGCUUGACAGUGAAAUGAACCCCAAAAUUUCAGAUUUCGGAUUGGCUAGAACAUUUGGAGAACAAUCAGAUGGGAAAACAAAUAGAGUGGUUGGAACCUAUGGUUAUAUGGCACCAGAAUAUGCAAUUCACGGGCAAUUCUCAGUAAAAUCUGAUGUUUUUAGCUUCGGUAUAUUGUUGUUAGAGAUAAUAAGUGGAAAGAAGAAUAGAGGGUUUUAUCAUCUUAGCCAUAGUGUUAACCUUAUUGGACAGGCAUGGAGAUUGUGGAAAGAAGGGCAUCCUUUGGAACUGAUUGAUUUAUUUGUAAAAGAAUCUUGCACUCAAUCUGAAGUAUUAAGAUGUAUCCACAUUAGUCUCUUAUGUGUUCAGCAACAGUCUGAGGACAGGCCAAGUAUGUCGUCUGUAGUUUUGAUGUUGGCUGGUGAGACUGAAUUAGUGCAACCCAAAGAACCUGGUUUUCUUUUUGACGAGAAAUCCCUCCAAAUAGAUUCAUCAUUCGCUAUGUUUGAAUCAACUUCAAGAAACGAACUUACCCUCUCAGAGAUGGAGCCUCGAUAAAAGGUUACAUGAGCGGUACAUGCCUCUUCCUAUUUAUGUUACCUAAUGUUCCCCUUUUUUUUUUUAAACGAAUGCCUGCCGUGUACCUUAACCAUUAUUUGCACAUAAUUUAUCUUGUUUGAUUAUUUGAACAUAAUUAUGUGAUAAUUAUACUGUUCCAUUCUUAAUGCUUAAUUCAUGGUUAAAUGUCAAUCUUGGUCUCUCAACUAUGAAAAGUGUACUUUUUAAUCCUUCUACACUUUUAAUCCUUUCUUCAAUUACUCUAUUACGUUUGUCUCAAUAUGUACAUUUUUAGUUUAUGAAUUUAUAAUAUAUGUACAUUUUUUGU